CACUAUUGGAUGGCGAGGGAAGCAGAAGCAAAGCAGCUGUUUCCAUCGUUGGCAUUUGCUGUAAUGCAUGAGAUUUUACUCUUCUAUCAAUGCGUUGCGAAGUUGUCGAAGUACUCUAUACGUAGCGGCCAAUCUUAUUCACCAAUGGGUCACCCCCAGCGGUGACCGAAGUCUAGAGGCUGGGAUACUGCUUAUGACUGGAGCACGAUCGAAUGUGACGCAUCGAGACCACAACCAAGUGGUACACUGUUGGCUCACAAGUGACACUGGAACAGCCCCACCGAAUGAGUCGAGGCCUCGUGGGAUGCUUUUCGGUGCGCGGGUACAAAGGAAAGGGGAAUAUAUUGGCCGAUUGCGCCCCUACGAUAAGGGAUGGGACGACCAUGAUGAGAUGAUAGGAAUGCCAACCUGCGCUGAAAUCGCAUGGCACAGCGGCGCUAUAUUAGUUGAGAUUAUCGUUGUAUCGAUCAUGAUCGAAUAUCACGUGGCACUACAAGCAUUGGUUCCACAAGCGCCACGAAAACAGCUUCACCGCCAACUUGAAUGGGUCGAGGCGCCAUGGGAUGGUCGCGACACGCAUACAAUGGGGCCCUGAGCUUCAGGGCGCAGUCUAGAGAGCGGCGCUUGAUCAAAAGGAAAGGGAAGUUGGGGUUGGUUCCAGGAAACGAUAGCUGAAAAAUGACAAGCUCUGACGCACAGCCGACACCCACUUGCCUGCAUCCUAAAAGCUCAAUUAAAAGCUGAUCGCUCCCCUUGAGGAACGGGAUGACCGUCGUGAAACCACAGCGGCGCUUACCGUGGGCCAGCGAUCGCUGCAACUCGUGCCUGAUUACGACUUGCAUAUGAAGUCCUAUAAGUUAGCAAGUAGGGGUCAUACUAAUUCUCUCGCCAUCAUAACCAGUCUGGGUCAUGCCAACGCGCAUGCUGCAAUUCGCCGUUGACA
This is a messenger RNA of Cantharellus anzutake, 943 nucleotides long. RefSeq lists its product as uncharacterized. The transcript is spliced from 4 exons. Lineage: Eukaryota; Fungi; Basidiomycota; Agaricomycetes; Cantharellales; Hydnaceae. Bases 68 to 595 code for a protein of 175 amino acids. The record is from RefSeq and is a predicted model, not a curated record.